AUGCCCCCAACAGAGCCGGUAGAUGACCCAGGUGUCAGGCGCAAGCGGACAGGCCGAAAGUAUACGUCGCGAGCCUGCGAGGAAUGCCGACGCCGACGAGCGAAGUGUGAUGGCGCACGGCCAUCGUGUGCUCGCUGCCUCGAUCGAGGUGUGCGCUGCCAGUAUUCCACCGCGGAGGAUGGGCGUCAGCCUGCUCCCAAGUCGUAUGUAGUCAUGCUGCGCAAUCGCAUCGAACUUCUGGAACGCGUACUGCAUUCUCAUGGGAUUGAUAUCGAUGCAUCAAUUGCCCAAGUCUUGGCCGAGAGUGGCACCCCGGAGCAAGAAGCGCUUUCUUCGUGUGGAAAUGGGUGCAGCGUGGACGAUCUGUGUCUGCCUUUUGAUGGGGCCCUGACUCUGGAUGAGUCCUUAAACUUCGAUCAGGAUGGCGAGGUGCGGUACUUUGGGCCGACUAGUGGACGUCUGCUGUUCCGGUCUGAUGCCAAUGACUCUUCUCCCAACGAUGAUGCAUAUCAGAAUGAUACAUCAUGCCUGGCAGAAGAAUGCAGAAAAAAGCUCAACCAGAACCAGAGCCUUGCCGAAGGAGAUCUGGUGUCAGAGGAGCUUCAGUCCCAUUUAAUCGAUCUGUACUUCGAGUGGGAGGGGCCGUGGUUGCAAGUCGUGAAUGAGAAGCUGUUCCGCGAAAGCAUGGCAAAUUGCGGCCGAUACUUUAGCCCACUGUUGCUGAGCAGCAUUCUCGCAUUGGGCUCGCGGUAUUGUGAUCGCGUCGAAGUGCGAUCGGAUCCCAAUGACCCGAACACGGCCGGCAAGAUGUUUAUUGAGCAAGCCGAGCGAUUGGUUCAGAAUGAUCUCAGGUGGCCGAAAAUCACUACCAUCCAGUCACUCGCCAUCAUGGGCAUGGUGUAUAUCGCAAUGGGAUCCGACGCUGCAGGCUGGCUCUACCAGGGCUCAGCCAAUCGCUUGGCCUUGGAUAUGGGACUGAAUAUGGACCCGGCUGUUCUUGCAGGGUCGGUCUCUCUUUCGUCAAUCGAGAUUGAGCUGCGAAGACAGAUUUAUUGGGCGUUAUACUGCCAUGACAAGCUAUCUGCAAGCUAUACAGGCAGGGUCUGUACGCUCCUGGAUUCUCAAGGCGUAGUGAACAAACCAUAUCCCCAAUGUGCAGAGGAUCUUCAUCUUCCCGCGACAAAUGGAGAACCUCGCGCCGCCUCCCGGAAACAGAAAGACGUGGUGUAUUUGCACCGGGCGAUGAUUGAUCUCUGUCGCAUCUUCGAAAAAGUCCUUACUUCCCUAUGGUCCCCCAAACCCCUUAUCCACCCCCAGCAGCGCUUUGCAUUCUUCCAUUCCGUCGUCCUCGAACUAAAAACAUGGUACUACGACCUCUGCCCCGAACUCAAGACCGACCGACCAACAGGUCCCUCACGCUUUCCCCACGCCUACACAUUGUGCAUGGUCUAUCACACAGUCCACAUCCUGCUGUGCGUACCAUUCCUCAACAAGGCUAGCAUGCAAGAUCAUCGAGAAAACACCCCAAACCAACAACAGCCAACACCCGACGACUCCCUGACACACAAAGCCCUCACGAUCUGCAGCUCUUCAACGCGCGCAAUGUGCAUUGUCGCCCAGAAGUACCGCCAGACUUUUGGCAGUUUCAAACUCAGUCCGAUCACUGCGACGCACUGCACGCUCUCUGCGGCUCUGAUCAUUAUGGAACGUUGUUCUCUGGAUCCCAACGCCAGCCCUGGAUGUGGGGAUGAAGGUUCCCGCGGCCCAUCUCCGCAGGCGGCUGUCGGGCUUUGUCUUCAGGUCCUGCGGGAAUUGUCUACUUCGUGGAAUAUUGCUAAGCGCAUUGGCCGGAAUCUUGAAAAACUUUAUUGCCAGCGUCUGAAAUGCGAUCUUGAUCACGUCCCGCGCCCCCCGACAGAUUGCCCUGUUGCGAGGGAGACCCCGUUACAGCCUGCAGACGCCAACCCCUACCCUGAGUCUUUAGGACCAAUACCCGAAAUAAGCCUUGACUCUCUAGACCCCAAGCAAUUGUCCAUUCCAGAUCCGAGUUCCAUGUCUCCCAGUGCCACGACGGACUGGCUUGGUGCCAGUUCCUAUAAUGGCGUUCCUGGAGAUCAUGGAACUGGUGAGAAUGAAUUUCAGAUUGCUGCCAACUCCGGUGAGCUUUUUGCAAACAACCUUGGUUUUGCAUUCUCGCCAGACUGUCUUCCGAGUGAUUACAAUAUGUUCGAUACUCUGAACCAGAUGUACUUGGAAGAGAUGUGGUGA
This is a messenger RNA of Penicillium alfredii, 2268 nucleotides long. RefSeq lists its product as uncharacterized. Gene Ontology annotation, biological process: DNA-templated transcription; regulation of DNA-templated transcription. The transcript has 6 exons. The record is from RefSeq and is a predicted model, not a curated record. Gene Ontology annotation, molecular function: DNA binding; zinc ion binding; DNA-binding transcription factor activity, RNA polymerase II-specific. Lineage: Eukaryota; Fungi; Ascomycota; Eurotiomycetes; Eurotiales; Aspergillaceae. Bases 1 to 2268 code for a protein of 755 amino acids.